AUGGCGGACCUUGCAGGCAGCGGCGAGCUGAACCAGCCCGUCCUCAACCUGACGCCCGAGGAGAAGCGCGUGUUCCAGCACCUCUUCCAGCAGGCCGACGCUGAGAAGCUGGGUGUCAUCACGGGCGAAAUUGCCGUCAAGUUCUUCGAGCGCACCAAGCUGGCCCCGGCCGUGCUGGGCGAGAUAUGGCAGAUCGCAGACACGGAGAACCGCGGCCUGCUGACCAUGGCCGGCUUCUGCCAGGUCCUGCGACUCAUUGGCCACUACCAGGCCGGCCGCGACCCCUCGCCCGAGCUGGCCUUCAGGCCUGCACCGCUCCCCAAGUUCGAGGGCCUCUCGGCGCCCGCCGCGCUGCCGCCACCGCCGCCCCAGGGCUUCGCGCCCCCGACGACGGCGCCCAUACAGCCCCAGAUCAGCGGCCAGCCGCCCAUCCGCGUCCCGCCGCUCGUCCCCGCAAAGGCCGCCGAGUAUGCCGGCCUGUUUGAGAAGUCGGGCGCCGUCAACGGCGUGCUCUCUGGCGAGAACGCAAAGGAGAUCUUCGAGAAGGCGAGGCUGCCCAACGAGGUCCUCGGCCGCAUCUGGAACCUGUCCGACACGGAGCAGCGCGGUGCCCUGAACGUCACAGAGUUCACCAUCGCCAUGCACCUGCUCGCGUCGUACCGCACAGGCAACAUGAAGGCCCUGCCAAACACGCUGCCCCCGGGCCUGUACGAGGCUGCGUCUCGACGAGCCGGCCGUCUUCCGCCGCCUCCGGGGCGCCCUGACCAAGCCUCGAUCCCGCGUCAGUUCAGCGGCCAGCAGAGCGUCCCACGCACAGCGAGUCCGCUGAGGCAGCCGCCGUUUGGCCCGCCUGCGCCUGCACAGCAGAUCAGCAACGAUUGGCUCAUUGGCCCACAAGAGAAGGCUUCGUACGAUAACCUGUUCAAGGGAGUCGACACUAUGAGCCGCGGCUUCAUCACAGGAGAGCAGGCAGUGCGCUUCUUCAGCGACUCUGGGCUGCCAGAAGACAUUCUGGCAGGCAUCUGGGAUCUUGCCGACAUCAACUCGGAGGGGCAGCUCUCCAAGGACGAAUUCGCCGUCGCCAUGUUCUUGAUCCGACAGCAGCGAAAGGGCGACCCAUUGCCCCAGACCCUGCCCUCGAAUCUCAUUCCGCCGAGUCUGCGAAACCGCGCAAACCAGCAGGCUCCCGCCAUUGCGCCCCUUCCACCACAGUCCAAGUCAGCCGCGGACGAUCUGUUUGGCUUGGAUGCCUUUUCUGAUCCGACGCCCGCAUCGCCGCAGCGGCCUGUUGGCACAGGUGCUCCUGCUGCGCUCGGCAAGCCAUUCGGCGACAGCGAUCCGUUCUCGAGCAGUGCUGUGUCGCCUACAUCUCCUGGCCCGUUCCAGCCCCAGCCGCGCAAUCCUGCAUCCACCUUCAAGCCCUUUCUGCCUACUUCUUCCUUCGGCCAGACCCUCACCACACAAUCCACCGGCCAGUCCAACUCGUCGCAACAACGGAGCCUGCCCUCGGCUAUGGAUGACCUUUUGGGCGAAAGCGACCCGGAGAUGAACAAGCAGCUUACCCAGGACUCGACCGAGUUGGCCAACAUGUCGAACCAGAUGACCACAUUGCGGAACCAGAUGCAGGAGGUCCAGAACAAGAAGGAAGCGACUCAGAGCGAUCUUGCCAGCGUGACCAACCAGCGCCGAGAGCUCGAGGCUCGCCUGUCGCAGUUCAAGACCACCUACGAGCAGGAGGUCAAGGCUGCCAAGGCUCUUGAAGACCGUCUUGCGGCUUCGCGUAACGAGACGCGCAAACUGCAGACAGACAUUGCUAUGCUCGAGGGAACGUACCAGGACCUUCAGACGCAAUACCGCCAGGUCGGGUCCGCUCUCGAGGCUGAUCAGCUUGAAAACGCCAACCUGAAGGAGCGCAUCCGUCAGCUGAACGGUGAGAUUGCCCAGCUGCGCCCGCAGCUUGAGAAGAUGAGGACAGAUGCACGCCAGCAGAAGGGCAUGGUCUCAAUCAACAAGAAGCAGCUGGCCACCAACGAGGGCGAGCGCGACAAGAUCAAGAGCGAAAUGAACGAUCUGACCAGGGCUGCUCAGGAGGCUGCUCGCAGCCCGCCACAGCAGUCGACGCCAGCCGCCGCCGCCGCCAGUCCUGCUGCGUCGGUGACUAGCCAAUCCACCAACCCCUUCUUCCGAAGGUCGCCUGGGCCAACCUCGGACAACGCCAUGUCUCCCUCUGGGUUUGCUCAGGGACCGCACAAGGACUUUGACAGCGUCUUUGGAGCCUUUACUCCUGCGCAAAACACCCCGCCGCCCGUAUCGUUCCGCUCAGAGGGCCAGAGCAACGUGCCAAACUUCUCUGCUCCCUCUGGACAGUCUGUACGCUCUUCUGAGGGCCCGGACGUCCCCACUCCCUCCACCUCGCCGCCCCUCUCGUCUUACCAGGAGUCGCCCCGUGGCGUAGAGCCUCCCGCUGCUCCCGAGUCGCGCCAGUUCACGUCGUCAUUCCUGCCUCUCAGGCAGGACGUUCCCCGAUCGGAGUCGUUCAGCUCUUCUGUCAAGGUGUCGGCACCUGCUAGCAGGUACGGUGGCCCCGGUGCACCCGGUCAGGACACACCCACUGUAUCACAGGCUUCGCCCGCUGGCACUCCGCAGCCCGAGAAAGCCGGCUUGGAGCGUAGUGAGACGAACCGUACCGAGACGGGUGGCUUUAACCCUGCGCAGCCAUUCUCUUUCGACCGUACCUUCUCUACAGCUUCGCCUGUGGCCAGCGUGACCAGCGAUACUCAGCGAUCCACAAGAGCCGAGCCUCAGCGCCAGGAUACUUUCUCCAGCUUUGGCGCCCCUUCCGCUGCGGUUCAAGACAUUCCUGGAGCGUUCCCCAGCGAGCGUGCCACACCUCUUCAGCAGGAACCUACCGGAGGCAGCAGCUUCAGCAACCAGAGCAAGAACACCAACCGUGCUGAUCCCUUUGGCAGCACCACAAGCGAGAGCUCUCGCCCUGGUGGCAAGGUCGACUUUGACUCUGCCUUUGCUGGGUUCGGUGCCAGCCGUCAGAACACCGCGCCAGGUGCCAAUGGCGCUCCCGACAGCUCGAACAAGUUCAACAAGGAGUUCCCGCCCAUCGAGGACCUGACCCACGACGACGAGAGCGACAGCGAUGCCGAGCAGGGCUUCGACGACAACUUCACUGCGGCAUCUCCUCAGCAGAAGCGCAAGAGCACUGGUCAACAGGCGCAGCAGGCGCAGCAGGCACAGCAGCAGCGCCCGGGCACCGCGUCGACAGACGAGCUCUACAGGUCACCACCGCCCCCAACUACUCGUCUCGACUCAAACAUCGGUGGUCUGCCUUCUGCGGAUGCACAAAAGUCACCGCCAGCGUACGAAUCGACCGUCGGCCAGCGUAGUGGGUCGAAUCAGUUCCCUCCUGAGUUUGGUGGCCUACUGCCCUCUCGCGAGGUCCCCAGCUCUCCAACUACCUCGCAAUCGCCCGGGAAGUCGUUCAGCCCGGCUGGUGGCCACGGCGCGGCGCUGUUUGGUGGUCCUUCGUCGAAGCCAACGACGACGUCGCCACCACCGAACGACACCCCGUCAUCUACUGUUCCUUCCGACGCUUACCACUCUGCCGUCUCUCACGGCAACAGCGACCACAUCCAGGCUGCAAACCAGCCCCAGCUUCAGAGGUCGGCUUUCAACGACGACUUCGAUGCUGGGUUUGAUGACUUGACCGACGCCAAGGAGGACGACAAGAUUGACGAUGAUUUCAUGUUCUCCUCGCACCAGCGUGAUGAGCUUGAUGAGUUCAACCCUGUCUUCGACUCGCCUGCGGCAUCCAAGUCAAACACAAUGGCUUCGCAGCAGACACCUACCGGCAAGCCGCGUGGCGACGACAGCUUCAGCGACUUUGAGCACUUGUCACAGAGCUUCGGACAGCCCCAGGCCCCGCAACCCUCUUCUUCGACCCAGGACUGGGAUGCCAUCUUCUCCAACCUCGAGUCUUCGCAGCACGACCAGCCUGCGCACUCGCAGCAAGCGUCCACUGACUUCAGCAAGUCUGUGUUUGACACGCUCGACAGCGAAGACGCUGGUGCCUCAUCCUCAAAGCAGGGACACCUUUCUCCUUCGUCGCCCCAGAUGCCUCAGCUGGGUCGCGCAAUCAGCAGCGGCACUGAGCACGACGACCCUAUCCUGAAGAAGCUGACGGCCAUGGGCUACAACCGCGACAAGGCCCUGGACGCUCUGGAGAAGUUCGACUAUGACAUCAACAAGGCCACGGACUACUUGGUCUCUGGGCAGUAG
Didymella exigua CBS 183.55 is the source of this 4290-nucleotide messenger RNA. RefSeq lists its product as uncharacterized. Gene Ontology annotation, biological process: endosomal transport; endocytosis. Gene Ontology annotation, molecular function: protein binding; calcium ion binding. The record is from RefSeq and is a predicted model, not a curated record. The transcript is spliced from 4 exons. Gene Ontology annotation, cellular component: plasma membrane; cytoplasm. Bases 1 to 4290 code for a protein of 1429 amino acids. Lineage: Eukaryota; Fungi; Ascomycota; Dothideomycetes; Pleosporales; Didymellaceae.